Molecule: messenger RNA, 426 nt
Organism: Thermothielavioides terrestris NRRL 8126
Lineage: Eukaryota; Fungi; Ascomycota; Sordariomycetes; Sordariales; Chaetomiaceae
Exons: 1
Source: RefSeq, a predicted model, not a curated record
GCAGCUCCCACCCCGACGGCGGAAGCGCAGGGAGCUAGCGCAACCGAAGACACCAUCAAGGUUCCCACCCAGGGCAUCAUCGACUUCGACUGCGGCAGGAUAUCGACGAGCCGGCAGGUCGUCACCCUGGGCGCGCUCUCCUGGGGCUUCGACGUGAGCUGCAUGAUGGACUACGUCGGCCCGGGCAUCGACAUCGUCGGCAUGACGGCCUACACCUUCGACGACUGCAUCCGGGCGUGCGCCAUGCUCAACAAUUUCGCCCGCAACAACACCUGCCUCGGCGUCUUCUUCAACGCCAACCUGACCACCAGCCUCCCCGCGAACCAUGGCAACUGCUUUCUCAAGGCCUAUCUGCCGCAGAUGACUGCCCAACCGGACUUGGCGGCGGCAGCGGCGCUGGUGUAUUCGCCGCGUUUCAUGAAUCAA